CCCUAGGUGUUCGAUGUACUGAAUUUCUCUUACUUCUCUGUACUAAUGCGUAGUGACGAAAUUCCCGGUGACACAUUAUUACUUUAUAACCACAUCGAACCAUAACAGCUGACAGCGUGUGCUAUCGAUAUUAUCUGAACUGAAAACGAGUACAAGGACUCAACAUAUUUUUAGUAAAUUUGUAGUCAUGAAUCCGGAAGUGUAAUUUUUAUUUUUUAUUCUUCAAUAAAAUUCGAUGGGAAAUACUCAGUGUGCAAAAUCUAACACUUAGCAGCGGAAAGAGAACAAAAAUAAUCUAGUUAUUACAAGACUUAAGGCAGAUAAACAUAAUGGCUACAUUCGAGGAUACAAAUAAACUUUUUGGAUAUGAUGAAGUUCGAGAUAAAAUACUUGCAGGUGAGAUGGAUGUAAACACACAAUAUCCCGGAAUCUCUGAUUACGAUCCACCAAUCCUCGAAAUAUCGAUUAAUGAACAAGACACCGAGUUAUUCGAUUAUCUUCUCCAGCACGACGUGGAAGUUAAUAGAAUUAUACCAUAUCGUAACCAAGCAAUUUAUUUAGCAGUCAACUUUGACGACAUGGAGUACACUGAGAAAUUACUGAAUGCAGGUGCCAUUUGUCCCCCCGUAGAAGAUAGAUACGGGGAAACAUUAGAUGCUAAUAAACUAUUAGAACUAGCUAUUGAAAGAAAAAAUAAAGAAAUGGUCAAAUUAUUAUUAGAAAAACUCGAUAAAUAUUUCGAUCCUUUCGCUAAAAUCGAAGCUUUUCAGUUUGUUACUGAUUACAAUGAUCCUGAAUUAUCAUUUGAUCAGAUUCCGCUUGCUUCAGUAUUAGCUGCUGUGAACCAAAACAAAAUAGAAGUAUUUAAAAAAAUGGUUUCACAAAACGAUGGUUAUCUAGAAUAUUUACUCCAAGUUGCCAUUGAGUAUAAUAGGUACGAAUUUGUUGAAUAUUUGAUUAAUAUUGGCGCUGAUGUCAAUGAUGGUUCAAAUGCUUCGCUUCUAGAUAUCGCCAUUAAAAAUGAAAAUAUACCCAUAAUUGAAUUAUUGAUAAGAAAAGGAGCUAAUACGGUUGUACUUCCGGCAUUUGGAAAGCCUGCUUUGGCAAUUGCUUGUGAUAAAAAGAAUAUUAAAAUCAUUGAGAUAUUAAUUGCUGCAGGUGCUGAUGCAACUGAAACGUUCGAUAUUAAUAACUCUCUUCAUUGUGCAAUUAUCCAAAAUAAUUAUGAAAGAAUCGAAAACUUAGCCAAAAAUGGAGCAGAUAUUAACAACACUGUAUAUUUCAAUAAAUCACCAUUAAUUUUAGCCGUCGAAGAAGGUAAUAAACCAGUGGUAGAAUUAUUAAUUAAGAAUGGAGCUGAUAUUAAUUUUGUCACCGAAUAUGGAGAAACUGCGAUUGUUGCGGCCAUUAAUAACAAUUAUCUAGAGUUAGUUGAAAUAUUAAUAGACGCAGGAGCUGAUAUUAAUCCUGCCCCUGGACCACUAGCCCCGUUGGAGCGAGCAAUUUCUACGAAUAAAUAUAAAAUAUGUGAAUAUUUAAUAAAAUGCGGUGCUGACGUCAAUGGUGUUAUUGGAGAUAGUUCGCCAUUACAGGCAGCCGCUCAUAGUGAAAACAAAGAAUUGAUCGAGUUACUUAUCAAAAAUGGCGCGAAUGUGAACUAUGUGUCCGAAUAUUGUAGUUUAGCUUUAGAAACUGUUUGUGAGUGUAAUAAUCUUGAACUAGUAAAAAUAUUAAUAGACGCCGGUUCGGAUGUUAUUAUAUCAUUAGAUCACUAUUCCCCAUUACAAUCAGCUAUCAAGCAUAACAAUCAACAAUUAGCUGAGUACCUAAUCAACUAUUGUACUGAUGCUAACAUUGCUUGCAAUUAUUCAGCGGCAUUAAUAUAUGCUAUUCAAGAGUACAGAACGGAAAUGGUGGAAUUACUGAUCAAACAUGGUGCUAGUAUUGAUUACAUGACAAAAAAUGGGCAUUCAGCUCUUUGCUCAAGUAUAAGGUACCACAGUUCUGAAAUAACAAAAAUUUUAGUAAAAGCUGGGGCUGACAUAAAUCUGCGUUCAGAAAGAUGUACACCACUAAGUGAAGCUGUUAGAAUGAAAGACUACAAAAUGGCUGAGUACUUGAUAGAAAAUGGUGCUGACGUAAAUGUUCAUGAUGGUUAUGAAGCGCCACUCGCUAUUGCUAUUCGGAAACAUAAAAACGACAUCGUUAGAUUAUUAAUCAAACAUAAUGCUAAUGUUAAUAUUGCAGCAGCCAAUGGGCAAACAAUUCUGGCUUCUGCUAUCCAGGAAGACAAUUUUGAAUUAACUGAAAUAUUAAUUAAUGCUGGCGCUGAUGUCAGUGUCACUAUUAAUAAUGUUGGAUCAUUAUUACCUUGGGCGCUUUUUGGAUCUAAUGGACCGGAAAUUAUUAGUCUAUUGCUUGAUGCUGGUGUUGAUAUUAAUUACGUUAACGAAUAUGGUGAGACGGCAAUUGAUGUUCUCCCAAAUAUCCAAAACUUCCAGACAUUAAUUGAGCAGCAUGUUAUUAAAUUAAAAGCUGCCAAUUUAUAUCUUAUCGAUAAAUGUUUAGAUGCUGUGAAAGAUGAUCAAUUCAAUGAUUUUUACGCCGAGUGCUUGGAUGAAAUUGAUUUUUUGAAGACACAAUGGUUCUCCUGGAAAAUGAGUUUCUAUGAUAUUCUAAUCUCGUGUGUGAAUAAAAUAUCUCGAAGAAUUAGAUACAUCAGUAGAGAUGAUAUUAUUUUAGAUCAAAAGUCAUUACGCAAUAAAUUUAAGCUGUAUGGUGGAAUUAUUUACUAUCGUCUGCUCAAAGCUGAGCCGCGUAAAAAAUUGUUGGUUCAUGCUGAUAAAAUAAUUUCUGAUUUAUUUGGUCAUUUGCUACAAGACAUUUACGUACAAGAUAUUUUGGAUUUUUUUAGUGAUGAGGAACUUAAGAUUUUGUGUGGUCUAAACUAAUCAUUAGAAUUAAGAGUAAAAUUUAUCUGUACGCGUUGUAAGUCAGAUUUUAAAUUCAUUAUUGCCCGAGUCAAAAUAUUUGGAUUAGAUUGAACUUAAGUUAACUUAACCAGCUUAGAUAUAACUUACCUGCAAAAAAAAAAAAAUUCUCGACUGAAGGUAAAUAUUCUUGAUUCAAGAAAAUUUUUUUCUAGACCUAAAUUUUCUCAGAUAAAGUAGAAAUCUUCUCCAACCAAGACGAAUUCUCUUGGCUCAAGAAAAUCUUGAAUUGGUUCCCUAAAACGUUUGUCUUCAAAAAUAUUUUCUUGACUCAAGAUAUCUAUUUUUUCUGUGUGAUAUUGAUGGACUUGAAAUAGUAUUACCUUGACUUAAAAAGCUUAAAUAAGACGUAGGUGGGCUUAGGCAUCAAGUUGAACUUAUUUAUGAUUUAUUCUUGUUAAAACUAACCUAUCGAACAAUAAAAACCUGAAAAGAAGAUAUGAAUCCAAACUAGGUUAGCAAAGAGCAUCGAAUGCCUGAAAAACAAGCAGCACCGGUACAUAUCAGGCACCAAGUCGUCUGCAUGUAUUCUCCAAGCAUAAAAUGAACAAGAUGAAGUAUAUUUAGGUUAAAAAUUGAUGUUUUGAAGAACGUUUAGGAGUUCUCCAUGCAGACGAGCUAUUCGUCAUGCACCAGGUCGUCUUCCGGCGUUCUCAAAGCAUAAAUAGACCAACAGAAAGCAUUUAGAUUUAUUUGUGAAAAAAUGUAUUUCUAAUCAACGCUUGGAGUGAUCCCUCGCAGAUAUGGUAUGUGACGCACCAGGACAAGUCCAAGUGUUCUUAGAGCGUAUUAGAAUGAACAUAACUCAUUUUUAGGUAAAAAAAUAACUUUUUUACCGAUGUCAUGGGAUUCUUCUCGCAGACGAGCUGUGUGACUUGCAGCAGGUCGUCUGUAUGGAGAAAUGCUAAACAUUCUUCAAUAGAUCAAUUUAUAACCUAAAAAAGCUUUACUUUUGUCUCUUUAUGCUUGGAGAACGCCAGAAAACGACUUGGUGCAUGCCACACAGCUCGUCUGCACGGAUAACUCCUAAAAAUUCUUCAAACGAUAAAUUUUUAACCCAAAUAUACUUCAUCUUGUUCUUUUUAUGCUUGGAGAAUACAUGCAGACGACCUGGUGCCUGAUAUGUACCGGUGCUGCUUGUUUUUCAGGCAUUCGAUGCUCUUUGCUAACCUAGUUUGGAUUCAUAUCUUCUUUUCAUGUUUUCAUUCUUCGAUAGGUUAGUAUUAUCAAGAAUAAGUCAUAAAUAAGUUCAACUUGAUGCCUAAGCCCACCUAAGUCUUAUUUAAGCUUUUGAAGUCAAGGUAAUACUAAUUCAAGUCCAUCAAUAUCAGGUAAAAGUUAUAUCUAAGCUGGUUAAGUUAACUUAAGUUCAAUCUAAUUCAAAUAUUUUGACUCGGGUGUUUCUGAAUAAAUUAUUAUUUAUUCGAUGUACUUUUGUAAAUAUACAUAAAAUAAAUAUUUUUUUAAGGAUUAAUAAAAUACAUUA
Molecule: messenger RNA, 4476 nt
Organism: Microplitis mediator
Lineage: Eukaryota; Metazoa; Arthropoda; Insecta; Hymenoptera; Braconidae
Product: putative ankyrin repeat protein RF_0381
Exons: 3
Coding region: 330-2951 (873 amino acids)
Biological process (GO): regulation of barbed-end actin filament capping
Cellular component (GO): cytoplasm; nucleus
Molecular function (GO): protein binding
Source: RefSeq, a predicted model, not a curated record